AUGGAGGGGAGUGGAGACGAUGAGGGAGAGGCUCAGAAAGUGAAAACAGAGUGCAAGAGACUGGCUGAGGAACGUGAUGAAGCUGAGAGACAACUGAAACAUAUCAAGAGAGUUUCCCAGAUGGUGAUCGAGGAGGUGAAUGUUCUGCAGACGCAGCUGGAGAUUGAAAGGUCAUGCAGAGAGAAUGCAGAGGCCCUGGCCACCAAGCUGAACUGUGAGAACAAGAAGCUGAAGUACCUGAGUCUGUCGUCUCGGCCCUGUUUGGACGAGCUGCUGCCUAGUAUCUCAGACUGUAUCGCCCUGGAGGAGGAGGCUGAUCCCCAGGAACCCAGUCCGGACGCAUACUCCCAGUACCAACAGCAGGUCAAAGAUCUUCAGGAGACAGUCAACACUCUGCUCGAGGAGAAAAAACAGCUAACCUGUCAGUUACAGGAGAACCAGAGACAACUAGAAGAACUGACAACACUUACCGAAAAGCAACAGAUCGAGAUGAAAGAGCUUCACAAAACCGUCGAGCAACAGACCAAGACCAUCAAAAGAUUCAACAGGGUGUCUAUGAUGGCGGCCCAUGAGUAUGAGGGGUUGAAGGAGCAGCUGGAUUUGGAGCAGAGCCUGCGGCAGAAAGCAGAGGUCUACGCUCACGAGAUGCUGGUGAAGCAAAAAGAGGUGAACAGACAGAGCAUGAUCCUACUGCAGCAGGCUGAUCCCAGCAUUCAGCUGCUCAAAGCCCUGGAGGAUGUGGCCAAUGUAACUAAGACUCUGGAACAGGAGAGACUGCAGCACCAGCAGAAGGUUAAGGCUCUGGAGGCUGAGCUGCAGGAGUGCACUUUGCGUAAGCAGCUCUCAGACCUUCAAAAACAGUUGGAGUUGCUGGAGGAAGAGAAGAGAGAGACGGAGAGCCGCCUGCAGGAGGAGGAGGAGAAAAACAGGAGCCUAGAGAACAGAGUCCGAGAGCUGCUGGAGGCCCAGAAGAGCUGUGAUCCAGCACCGGGUCCCUCUCCUGGGACUGCCCCUCCCCCUGCACCUCCUCCCCAGCCCCCACCUCCUCCCCCGCCCCCACCGCCACCCCCGCCGCCGCCUCCUCCUUCCCGUUGCAACCCCCUCAGCUCUCUGAUUGCAAUUAUGAGGAAGUCCUCCAAGGGUGGGAAAGGUUCGCCGAAGACAGAGCAAGUUCCAGUAAACGAGGGUGUGGAUGACGUCAAAGUGAAAGCCGUCAACGAGAUGAUGGAGAGGAUCAAACACGGAGUGGUACUGCGGCCCGUCAAAGGACAGGACACCAAGAGAUUUGCCACAAAGCAACCUGCAGUGACUGAGCAGAAGCAUCAGGAGAGUGCGAUGGAGGAGCUGAAAGGCAUUCUGGAGACGGUGAAGAAGAGUCCCAGUCGUGGGUUCCAUGAGACGGCCCAGGCGAAAAAGGACACGGAGCUGGAGGUGAUUCUGAGGAGGAGGAGAAGGCAAGCGUGUGACCCAGGCUCUGGAGAUGAGAAGGACAGGCAGAUCAGUAAGGUCUCUUCGUCUGACAGCCUGAAUGGGAGACACAGCUCGGACGCUGGGAAAGACGGCGAGGGGAUGGGGAACAGUCUCCACUCCCACGGUGAGGCGGUCGGCUCCAGAGCCAGCCCAGACGCCAGCGGUGUGCCAGCUGCAACCAGACGCAGCUCUGACUCUGGCGCUGAACCCAAAGGAGCCAGGCAGACGGGCGGGGUCCACAGGUCUCUGUCUGAGAAGGGGCCCCAUGAGAUGGUCUCUAAUGGAUGUUUUCUCCGAGGGGCGAAGAAAGCUGACCAGGGGAAGUGUACUCAGUCUAAUGGAAUAGACCAUCCUUCUCAACGCGACAACCUGCACGCCACCUUUGGCACCACAUCAAGCAAGCCUAGUGCAGCCAACGGCAGCCCAGACGCAGACGCAGACGCAGACGCAGACGCAGACGCUGAGUGUUAA
This is a messenger RNA of Chanos chanos (milkfish), 1941 nucleotides long. RefSeq names its product shootin 3 (gene shtn3). The record is from RefSeq and is a predicted model, not a curated record. Gene Ontology annotation, biological process: neuron projection morphogenesis; positive regulation of neuron migration. The transcript has 17 exons. Bases 1 to 1941 code for a protein of 646 amino acids. Lineage: Eukaryota; Metazoa; Chordata; Actinopteri; Gonorynchiformes; Chanidae. Gene Ontology annotation, cellular component: cell leading edge; cytoplasm; axonal growth cone.